UCCAAAUCCAAAUACAGUUUCUCUUCCCUGCGAGUUCUUCUCUCAACCUGGUAGGUUACUCUGUGUAAACAUUUUAGGAAAAAACCGCCACUAAUUUUUACCUGAAAACUCAAAACCCUAAAAUCAUUUUUUUUCCAAGGUUUCUCAAUUUUUUUUCAAUCUCUCUCAAAUGGAAACCGAAGAAAAAGGGAAUUCAAUAAAUCUAUCCAGUAGUUCUAUUAAACUCGAAAACGAAUCUAAUUUAACAACCACAAUAACAACUGCCACAACAGACACCGAGUCUGUUCCUGAGUUGCACGAGUCGCAACUCAAUGGCGCUGAUACCGAAUUACAACAACAACCACAACCACCACAAUCCCAAACAGAAACAACGGUUCUCGACAAGAGCGAUGCUCAGGAUUUUGUUUUAGGUGAAUCUCAAUCAGUUUCUCUUCAUACGCUCGUGGUCGAGGGAGGCGAAGGCGAGGAGGUUGCGGAGGCUACAGAGGAGAGUGAGGAGAUUGAGGCACCACAAGAGGAUGUUGAGAAAGAAGUGGAAAAUAGAGAUUUGGUUGCUAAAGAGGAGAGAAAUGAGGAUGUGAAUGGAAACGCGAAUGCUGGAAACAAUGAAAUGGAGACUGAGACCGGGACGGAGGGUGUUGCUGACGUGGCAGCAAAAUUAGAGACAUUAAGCCAGGAAGUAGAGACAGUGGAGGCGGAGGUAACUGAAGUGAAAGAGAAAUUGGAAGUGGCUGAGAAUAUGGAGAAGAAGGAUGCAGUGGAGGAGAAAAAGGAGGAUGCUGACGUGGUGGACAAGGUGGAGAUGGAUAAUGUGGUGGAGGAAGCUGAAACAGUGAAGGUGAAGGAAGAAGAAGAGGGGGCGGAGAAGACGGGGAUAUCUGGCGUGGGGGGUGAAGUGGAGGCGGUGGAGCAGAAGGAAGUGACUGACUUCGUGGAAGAAGGGAAAGCGGAGAAAACAGAAGUUGCUGAUGGGGCAGGGGAAAUGGAGGCCGUGGAGCUGAUUGAAAUGACUGAGAUUGUGGAGGAAGAGAACGUAGAGAAGAUGGAAGCUAACGAGGAGGAGGAAAAGCAGCCAGCCCAACAGGUUGAAAUGACUGACAUUGCAGAGGAAACCAGGGAGGAUGAGAAAAAUGAAAUGACAGACAUAGAGGAAAUGAAGGUGGCAGAGAAAAUAGAAACGACUGAUGUGGCAGGAGGGAUGGAGGAGGUUAUUAAUGAGGAAGGGGAAAUGAAGGAGACAGAAAAGAUUGACGUGGCAGAGGAAGGCGAUAAGGAAGAGGAUACAAAAGUGGAGAUGGCGGAGAAGGAGAAUGAAGCAGAGGAUAUGUUAGAUGAAAUGGAAGGGGAAAUGAAGGAGACAGAAAUGAUUGACGUGGCAGAGGAAGGCGAUAAGGAAGAGGAUGCGAAAGUGGAAAUGGCGGAGAAGGAGAAUGAAGCAGAGGAUAUGUUAGAUGAAAUGGAAGGGGCCGAAGAGGAAGUCGAGAAAGGGGGUACAAGUGGUGGUGGUGGGAAGAGGAAGCGGCAAAAGAAUGCCAAAGCUCCCUCUAGAGCAACAUCAAAGAAGAAGACGGAGGAGGAUGUCUGUUUCAUUUGCUUUGAUGGAGGUGAACUUGUGCUAUGCGAUCGCAGGGGUUGUCCUAAGGCUUAUCAUCCUUCCUGUGUUAAUCGAGAUGAGGCUUUCUUUCGCGCUAAAGGUCGAUGGAAUUGUGGUUGGCAUCUAUGUAGCAACUGUGAGAAGAAUGCCUAUUAUAUGUGCUAUACAUGUACCUUUUCAUUGUGCAAGGGGUGCAUUAAAGAUGCUGUCAUCUUAUGUGUACGAGGUAACAAAGGUUUCUGUGAGACGUGUAUGAAAACUGUCAUGUUAAUUGAAAGGAAUGAGCAGGGAAACAAGGAAACGGGUCAAGUAGAUUUUGAUGACAAAAGUAGCUGGGAGUUUCUCUUCAAGGAUUAUUGGACUGAUUUAAAAGAGAGGCUAUCUCUAACACCAGAAGAGCUUGCUCAGGCUAAAAAUCCAUGGAAAGGUUCUGAUUCACAUGCUGGGAAGCAGGAAUUGGCUGAUGAGUUUUGUGAUGUGCACAAUGGAGGAUCAGGAUCAGGACCAGACAGUUCUGAAAAUGCAGAAGUCACUACCUCUAAAAGAAGGAAGCCCAAAAAACGGCUGAGGUCUCGAGCAAAGGAGAGGGAUUCACCAGGCUCAUCAUCAUGGGCUGGAGGGGAAUCUGCAGAUGAAAGUGUUGAGUGGGCAUCAAAGGAGCUUUUGGAGUUUGUUAUGCACGUGAAGAACGGUGAUAAAUCUGCUUGUUCUCAAUUUGAUGUGCAGGCUCUUCUGCUUGAAUACAUAAAAAGAAACAAACUCCGUGAUCCUCAUCGCAAAAGUCAAAUAAUAUGUGAUUCUAGGCUUGAGAAUUUGUUUGGGAAACCACGUGUGGGGCAUUUUGAAAUGUUAAAGCUUCUUGAAUCUCAUUAUCUUUUGAAAGAUGAUUCGCAGGCAGAUGAUCUUCAAGGGAGUGUUGUUGAUACUGAAGCUAAUCAGUUGGAAGCUGAUGGGAACUCUGAUGCUCUUAUGAAGGCAAGUAAGGAUAAGCGACGAAGAUCACGUAAAAAGGGUGAGGGGAGAGGACUGCAAUCUAAUAUUGAUGACUACGCAGCCAUCGAUAUGCACAAUAUUAAUUUAAUUUACUUGCGACGUAGUUUGCUUGAAGAUCUAAUUGAAGAUACUGAAGCAUUUUAUAAUAAAGUUGUUGGAUCUUUUGUGAGAAUAAGAAUAUCUGGUAGUGCUCAAAAGCAAGAUUUAUAUCGGCUGGUCCAAAUUAUAGGUACAAGCAAAGCUGCUGAGCCUUAUAGAGUAGGCAAAAAGAUGACUAACUUUAUGCUGGAAAUAUUAAAUUUAAACAAGACAGAGCUUGUAUCGAUCGAUAUAAUCUCAAAUCAAGAAUUCACAGAGGAUGAGUGCAAGCGUCUGCGUCAGAGCAUAAAAUGUGGACUUAUCCAUCGGUUGACUGUUGGUGACAUUCAGGAAAAGGCCAUGGCAAUCCAGGCGGUCAGAGUUCAUGAUUUGUUGGAAGCAGAGAUAACACGUUUCAGUCAUCUCUGUGAUCGAGCUAGUGAUAUGGGACACAGAAAGGAGCUUAGAGAAUGUGUAGAGAAGUUGCAGCUUCUAAAGACACCCGAGGAGCGCCAGCGUAGAUUGGAAGAAAUUCCAGAAAUACAUGCUGACCCAAAUAUGGAUCCAAGUCACGAGUCUGAUGAAGAUGAAAGUGAAACAGAAGAUAAGAGACAAGAAAACUCUCUCAGACGUAGAGGUAGUGGCUUUAGCAGGAGAGGGAGGGAGCAAAUUUCCCCUCGAAAAGGAGGUUUUGCUUCAAAUGAUACCUGGGGUGGAUCAAGGAGUUACUCAAGCAUGAAUCGGGAGCCAAGCAGAAACAUGACUGAUAAAGGUUUCUCAAACGAAGGGGAUGAUUUUGGAGCUGGUGAGGCUGCGAAUGAAAAUUUGUGGGGUCAAGGAAGAGAAAAACCAACACAGCAGUCCCAGAGUUGGGAAAUGCCAAAAACUGCUUCAAAUGCAUCCCAGGCUAGGAAUUCUACGGUAAUAUCAGAAUCUGUUCCUAGGGUUGCACCAGAAAUUUCACCUGCAACUCCCUCUACAGUUGUCGCACAAUCUACUGCUGCUAAAGUGAAUGAAGCGGAAAAAAUAUGGCACUAUAAAGAUCCAUCUGGAAAAAAUCAAGGGCCAUUUUCCAUGGUGCAGCUGCGGAAAUGGAGUAAUACUGGAUAUUUCCCUGCUGAUUUGAGGAUAUGGAGAAAUACUGAGACAAAAGAUGACUCCAUACUUUUGACUGAUGCACUGUCUGGAAAUUUCCAGAGUGACCCUCCAGCAGUGGACAAUAGUUUCCCGAAGACUCAAUUGGUUCAGAGUCCACAUCUACCAUCCUCAUAUACUGGGAAUAUUGCUCAAGCUGCACCAGUUCCAGUUGAGGUCCCCAAGUACUCUACGGAUAGGUGGGGUUCUGGGACAAACCUCCCUUCUCCUACACCAGGACAAACUGCCACAAGUUUGAUGAAGGGGCAAGUGUUUGAAAGUCAAGUGACUCCAACUCAAUCUCAACCUGUGGGUUCUGUCCUAGGAGCCAACCAAUCCUCAGGAGACAAUGUAGAACAGCAACAUGCUACUGUUAUCUCUGGGACUCCAAAAGUGUCUCAUGGAGUGAGCCCAGUGCCUAAGCUAGAAACAGGCAUGCUUCCAAGCUCUUCAAAUGCUCCUCAAAUGCAUUCUCAAUCAAUGUUGACAGGUGAAUCACCCAAGGUACUGGUUAAUUCCCAUCUGCAUUCAGCACUUGAUACCACUGGAGCUUCUGUUAAUGCAGCUGUUGAUAUAAGAAGUCUCCAAAACCUGGUUCUGCCGGUGACUAGUGGUAACUCUCAUGUUGGCACACAUGGAUGGGCUGGUUCAAUUUCAAGGCCAGAAAUGAAUGCCUCGCAUGCUGCAGUAACUGGGACUGGAUCUCAAGCAUGGGGAAGUACCCAAUCCCACAAGGCAGAGGCAAAUAAUCUGGUUUCUAUGCCUUCACAGCCCAGUACCUAUGGUAACUGGAGCAAUGCACCAACCUCUGUCCAGAACCCCACUUCAUCCUUGACUACAGGAAAUCCAAGUGGGUUUUCCCCUGUGACAGGCACUGGCACCAAUCCUUGGAGAGCUCCUGUUCCAGGACCAUCAAACAUUCAACCUUCUGCUCCAUCCAGCAGACCAUGGGGAAUGGGUAUUACAGAGAAUCAAAGCACUACUCCAAGGCAAGGUUCAGAAAACCAAAAUACUGGUUGGGGGGCAAUUCCGGGAAAUCAAAACAUGGGCUGGGGAGUAUCCUUACCUGCAAAUUCAAAUCAGUGUUGGGUUGCUCCUGGUCAGGUCCCAGCAACUGGAAAUGUGAAGCCUGUUUGGGUUGCUCCUGUCCAGGGACAAGCACCCGGAAAUGCAAAUCCUGGUUGGGGUGCUCCUGUUCAGGGACAAGCACCUGGAAAUGCAUUUUCAGGUUGGGGACCAUCUGGUCAAGGGUCUGUACCAACAAGUGCAAACACCGCUUGGGUUCCACUCAGUCAAGGACCACCACCUCCUGGGAAUGCAAAUACAAAUUGGGCUGUGCCUACCGGGAAUGCAGGCACAUGGGGAAGUGACAUGAAUCAAAUUGGAGAUAGAUUUUCAAGCCCAAAGGAAAGAGGUUCUCACGGUGGAGAUUCUGGUCAUGGUGGAGGCAAACCAUGGAAUAGGCAGUCAUCAUUUGGCAGAAGUGGAGACUCUCCCAGACCUUCAUUUAAAGGGCAGAGAGUGUGCAAAUACCAUGAACAUGGGCAUUGCAAAAAAGGAUCUUCAUGUGAUUAUUUGCAUACUUGAGAGCUUUAUGAAUUUUGGGCAGCAUAGAUUAGUUAAUCUCUGUACAGUAAUCUUAUUUGAUAGAAGUUUGCUGUGAUGAUAAUCAUCAUUUGAUGCUUUAUAUUGGUACAAACCUCUUGCAAUAGCUCGAUCAUUUCCCAUCCUUGGAUUUUCUGUGUAGGCUCAUGGCUGUACGUCCUCUCAUUCUGUUAACAGUUUAUCUGAAUGCUCGAGGUAGAAGCCUGGGAUAAUUUGUUCCGCUUCCAUGAAAAGCUACACCCUUUUGAUUUGAUUGCUA
Messenger RNA from Populus trichocarpa (black cottonwood), 5663 nucleotides. Its product is annotated as zinc finger CCCH domain-containing protein 19. Gene Ontology annotation, molecular function: protein binding; metal ion binding; DNA binding. The coding region runs from base 170 to 5386 and encodes 1738 amino acids. NCBI's taxonomy places the organism in Eukaryota, Viridiplantae, Streptophyta, Magnoliopsida, Malpighiales, Salicaceae. The record is from RefSeq and is a predicted model, not a curated record. The transcript is spliced from 10 exons.